Molecule: messenger RNA, 600 nt
Organism: Acanthosepion pharaonis
Lineage: Eukaryota; Metazoa; Mollusca; Cephalopoda; Sepiida; Sepiidae
Source: the annotation of a GenBank genome assembly
AUGACAGCAGUUCUCCUCCUGUAUCUAGCUCCCUUUUCGGUAUUUUUAUGGACAACAACAUGUCCGCCAUUUCUUGUUUCUUUUCUGAAUUAUUUCAACCAUUCCUCUCUCUCUCUCUCUCUUCCUUCUCAUUCCUUUUUCAUUCCUCCCUUGUUGAAAUUCUUUCUCAACUCUUUUCCUUCCACUUUUUUGCUUCUUGAAAAUUUAUCAUCCUUUUCUUUCAGACAGUCCCCUCCUCUCUUUUCUCUCUCUCAUCCUUGUCCCUCCUCUCUUUUCUCUCUCUCUCAUCCUUGUCCCUCCUCUCUUUUCUCUCUCUCUCAUCCUUGUCCCUCCUCUCUUUUCUCUCCUCUCAUCCUUCCCCCUCUCUAUGUUUUCUCCCCCCUCCUCCUCUUUUCUCCUUCCCCUCCUCUCUUUUCUCCUUCCCCUCCUCUCUUUUCUCCUUCCCCUCCUCUCUUUUCUCCUUCCCCUCUCUUAUUCUUUUCACCGACUCUUUUUUUUUCUCUUAUUUCGUUUACUUCCCUUAUUCUUUCUCCUUCCUCUCUUUAUGUUCUUACUUCUCAUUUCCCUUUAUUUAUUUAUUUGUUUAUUAAUUAUUAUUAA